Messenger RNA from Contarinia nasturtii (swede midge), 1070 nucleotides. Its product is annotated as metaxin-2-like. Bases 95 to 913 code for a protein of 272 amino acids. The record is from RefSeq and is a predicted model, not a curated record. Lineage: Eukaryota; Metazoa; Arthropoda; Insecta; Diptera; Cecidomyiidae. Gene Ontology annotation, biological process: mitochondrion organization. The transcript is spliced from 5 exons. Gene Ontology annotation, cellular component: SAM complex.
UUGUCAACAUCAAAUAAACCACCAAGGGAAAAAAACUAAACUGGAAUUAUUCUUGCAAAUAAAAUAAAUUUAAAUUAUUUGAAAAAAAAAGAGAAUGAGUUCUCCAGUGACCAGUCAGCUGCUUGAGCAGGAAAUCAUGGCUGAAGAACCUUGGUGUAGCGAAACAAAAUUAUAUCAACCAUACGAAGCUGAGCAGAUUCUGUUGGCCGAAAAUGCGAGCUGUUUGGCUGUUAAAGCAUAUUUAAAUAUGUGUAAUUUACCUUACACAACCGAACCGUGUGCAAAUGCUGAAUAUAUGUCUCCGGGGGGUCAUAUGACAAAGUUACCUGUGCUACAAUGCGGUGCAUUUGUUGUAUCUGAAUUGGAACCAAUCGUCAAUUUGGUUGAACGAAAGGGAUUUUCUUUGACUGCACAAAUGGACGUUGACGAGAAAAAUGAUCUGAGAGCCUAUCUAAGUUUAACGGAGAAGAUUUUUACAAAUGCCGAACUAUACAUUUGUUGGAUGGACAAGCAAACACUUGAAGAAGUCACUUACAGGCGAUAUGGAUCAGUUUAUCCAUGGCCAUUGAAUCACAUACAAAAUUAUCGCAAACGCAACGCAGUUGUUAAGAAAUUAAAAGUAUUCAAUUGGGCAUCGUAUACGAACGAACAAGUUGUGAAAAAAGUGCGCAAAUGUUGUGUAUUCUUGAAAGAGAAAUUAGGAAAUAAUCAAUACUUCUAUGGAGAUAGUCCAACUGAGCUGGAUGCCUUAGUUUUUGGCCAUAUUUUUACAAUUUUGACCACACCGUUGCCCAAUAAUAAUCUCCAACACUUGAUCAAAAAUAAUUUCGGAACCCUUGUCGAUCUGUGCUUUAGAAUUGAAAAGGAGUACUUCAGUAAAAUUCCCGAAGUAUCGACCCACAAAAACAAGUGAAAUAAUAGUACAAAUGCAAUAAAUUAGUAAACACCAAAAUAAGAAAAUAAUUGUUUAACAUAAUUUGUAUAUUUUCUCCUUUUUUUAUUAUUUUUGCUUGAAAUUUGUUAACAUGUUAUUAUAUUAUGGGCCAUUGAAGAAAACCACAAAAGUAAUU